CAGGAUCAGGUGGAAAAUAGUCACUCCUUGCAGCCAAACGGGCGCUAGGUUUCUGCAGAGUCUGACAGUGAAGCCAUCGACUUAACCCUCAUCGAAGGCAGAGCUGGAAGGAGAAUGCAGGCAUUUUGGGAAAAUGAUUCUCGGCGGCUCCAAGUCUUCAUCAUGAGUGCAAAUCAGUUUGUGCACAAAGCUCUGGACAUCCUUGCAAAUGCUGCAAAUACGCGCAAACUUGAAAAACGUAGAGCAAAAGCCUACUUCGAAGAGAUAUUGCACAUAAUAUUAUUUUAUGGCCAGAUUAAUCAUCCUAAGGUUGAUCCAGAAGAAAUACUGCAGGAAAAUAACCAUCAAUUAUCUGAAAUGUAUUCAGAUGUCUUUGAGAUGUGCCGCACCCACAUUCCAAAACGUCCCCCUUUCACAGUGCUACUUGAUGCGAUUGUUGAGAUUGUCGGAACAAGACAUGAAGAUAAUGUUUUGCCAUGUCUGUUGUUGACGAUAAAUGAUAUGGAAGUUCCUAAUGAUAACAAACUAUGCCGGAAUAUUUUUGUAUCAACAGUUAUUAACUUGUGCUAUUUUUAUGAUGAGCAUAUGAGAAGUAGAACACACAAUUACUUUGGUGCUUCAGUGUCAUAUAGAGGAGCUAGACAGAAAAAAAUAAUGAUCGAUAUAUUGUGCUGCUAUACAUGGCACCGUGACAUUAGCUGGGCAGUAUGUGUUGCAAAUCACUACGAACAAAAUGCCUUUACAUUUCCUCCUCAUGUCCGCUCGAUGGCAUUUAACAUAUACACCCAUGGACAAAGCACUCAGGCAAAACAACGUGUUGAAAGUCUUCUGGCUAGUUUCAGGGAUUACCCAGUGCCCAGGUUUCUUAAAAUUGCCGAGCAAGUUGGAUCCUUAGUUCCUAGAGCACCUUGUGGAAGAUGCUUUAAAAUGUUCCCAAACAUUCAGUUUUAUCCAUCUCAUCGUGAACCGGCUUUUUGGGAACAUGGAAACUGUGCAGAGUGUGAAUCACUCAGCCAGCUUCUGAGUUCUCAUGAGCAAAUUGUCACAAAGCUGCAUCGUGACCACUUUCAAAUUGGACGUGAUGAAUUAAUAAAUACAAAAAAUAGACGACUUCAACAAAACCUCCAACUGUUAAAGUUUAGAAUCAGGGGUGUAGUUCCAUUUUAAGAUAAUCAAUUAUAAAGAGAUCUACCUGAAAAGAUUCCUAAAUUGAAAGCACAUUAGAAUGCACAGUAUGUCAUGUU
Molecule: messenger RNA, 1244 nt
Organism: Hemiscyllium ocellatum (epaulette shark)
Lineage: Eukaryota; Metazoa; Chordata; Chondrichthyes; Orectolobiformes; Hemiscylliidae
Exons: 4
Coding region: 115-1167 (350 amino acids)
Source: RefSeq, a predicted model, not a curated record